This is a messenger RNA of Drosophila virilis, 8110 nucleotides long. The record is from RefSeq and is a predicted model, not a curated record. NCBI's taxonomy places the organism in Eukaryota, Metazoa, Arthropoda, Insecta, Diptera, Drosophilidae.
UCGCAGUAAUCAGUUAUACUACGAACAGUGCGCAGCACAGACGCUUUAACGGCAGUUGACAAAAUAGCACAGUUGCCAGUUGGAGCACAGUAGCUGCAUUUGAGCAAAAUAAACAGUUAAUCCGUGUGCCUAAUUGCUUUUGAGCGCGUGUUUCUUAUACAAAAAAAAAAAAAAAAAACUAUUUUUUUUUCUUGUUUCUUGUUCUUGUUGCCAUUGUUGUUAUUAUUGUUGGAGCAGUUUUGUGUGGCGCGUUCGCAGCGCAACAAUUGUAUUGCAUAGAAAAUGUUGACGCAUUGAGCUGAUUGAUUGACAACAAUAAUUGCCUCACGAACUGCAAGGUCCCCGCCCAAGGGUAGUGAGUAGAGCAUCCCACAAAAUGUCGGAUCAGCAACGCGCCUCGUUAUGCCCGCGACUCGUCGACUACAUGGCCAUUGUGGGUGCGCACACGACCCCGCCAAUGCCCAAGGGCAUGCAGGGCAGCAAGGCGCCGCCCGUUCAGGUGCCCGACUUGCUGCGACGCUAUCCACCAUCGGACCAUGCGGACUUUCCGCUGCCGCUGGACAUGGUCUACUUUUGCCAGCCGGAGGGCUGCACCAGCGUGGGACCGCGACGGACCGGCUCCGCCAUACGGGACAUGACCUCGUUUGUGUUUGCGCUAACGGACAAGGAUUCGGGCAAGACGCGCUACGGCAUCUGUGUUAAUUUCUAUCGGCCCAUCGAGCGGCCCUGCUCCGCAACCGCCGCUGGCGCCGAACGUGGCAGCGCGGCUGGCAAUGGAGCGCCGGGCGGACACGCUGCUGGCGUUGGCGUCGGCGGCGGUGCUGGAGGUGUGCGCGGUCGACGCUCAUCGGCGUUCCGGCGGGAAUCGUGGCGCAAGAGCAUGGAGCGCAGCUCGGACUCGGCGUUCAGCAGUUACGGCCUCUUAACUACUUCUAGCGACUACAGAAGUAACGUAGCGCCCAGCGAUUCGGAUCGUGAACUGACCUCGCGUCGCGACUCUGACCAGCAGCGUCUCCAUUCCCAUCAUUAUCCGCCAACUCAAAGCUCCGGUGCUCCGGCGUCCAAGUUGGGUCUAAUGGCACCCUCAGCGGAUUCUGAAUCCGGUGGCAGUCAUUCGCCAUCGCCGCGGGCCUCACGCAAGCGCACCAAGCUGCGCAAUCAGUCGCUCACCUCGCUCUGCAUCAUAUCGCAUCAUCCGUUCUUUACCACGUUCCGUGAGUGCCUCUUCAUACUGAAGAAGCUGAUCGAUGCCUGCAACGAGUCGUCGUCACCGAAGCGUGUCGGCGCCUCGCAGAAACUCAAUCGGGACAAUGUGUGGACGGUGCUGACGGGCCAUGCCAGCGAGGCGACACCCUCCAUUGUGCUGCACGAUGUGCGCGAGAUUGAGACAUGGAUAUUGCGUCUGCUCUCCACGCCAGUGCCGGUGCCGGGCUCUACGCGUGUCGAGGUGGAGGUGCUGUCGCCAACUGUUCACGAACCAUUGCUGUUUGCACUACCGGAUCACACACGCUUUUCGCUAGUUGAUUUUCCCUUGCAUUUGCCACUCGAGCUGCUCGGCGUGGAGACAUGCCUAAAGGUUUGGACUUUGAUCAUGUUGGAGAACAAGGUGCUCUUCCAAUCGCGCGACUAUAAUGCUCUCUCCAUGUCGGUAAUGGCAUUCGUGACCAUGCUCUAUCCAUUGGAGUAUAUGUUUCCAGUGAUACCGUUGCUGCCCACAUGCCUCAGCUGCGCCGAGCAGUUGCUGCUCGCGCCCACGCCCUUUGUCAUCGGUGUGCCAGCCUCUUUUCUCAUCUAUAAAAAGAACUUUAGGCUGCCCGAUGACAUUUGGGUUGUGGAUUUGGAUUCUACCAAGCUGACGCCACCAACAGGUGGAUACGAUGAGAUACCUCCAUUGCCGGAGCCCGAGGGUACCAUACUGAAGAAUCAUCUGAAACAGGCUAUGCUACUUAUGGAUGAAGCUGGACUUGGUGCUUUAACCUCGAUGACGGCCUCCAAUCAGGCUGUAUCCUCGCAGCAGCUGUUGCCCUCGGUGCGCGAUUGUCUCCAGGAGCCGCCACUUUUGGGGGUCUCGCAAGUGCGUCUGCCGUUGCAAACGCCUCCACAUUCGGCACAGGCCAGUCAACGGAACUCGAUGUCCGCGCAGGGCGCAAUGUUGUCCCGGCAGCCCAGUCCAAUGAAUUCGCCGGCACUGAAUCCCUUUGUCUACGGCACCGACGUCGAUUCGGUGGAUGUCGCGACGCGUGUGGCCAUGGUGCGCUUUUUCAAUGCCCAGAAUACCCUGGCCAAUUUUGCGGAGCAUACGCGCACGCUGCGUCUGUAUCCACGACCCGUUGUCGCCUUCCAAAUCAAUAGUUUUCUGCGUUCAAGACCGCGCGCCUCCUCGUUCCUCAAUCAGUUUUCGCGCACGCAGGCUGUGGAAUUUCUGGCGGAAUGGUCCCUAACGCCAACAAAUGUCGCCUUCCUGCGCGUACAGACGGGCGUCAUGGACCCGAUGCAGGUGGGCGAUAAGCCCAAAUGGUUUGCCCACUCCCUGACGCCCAUACGCUUCUCGGUGUGGGAUGAUGGCAGCUCGCUGAAUGGUGCAUUGCGCUCCUUGAAGCAGCUCGAGUGCCAGCCAACGGAUGAGAGUGGCUCGGAUUCGGAGGGUGCUGACAGCAGCAGCUCCUCGUAUAGCUCACUGAGCGAUUUUGUCUCGGAGAUGGCCUCAUCGGAUUUGUCGCCCAGUCUGCACGAUGUUUUUGGCUCCUACAAUCGGCCGCAUGUCGUGCCGCAGACAUUGUCCUCGAAUCUGGAUCCGGCACUGGUCUAUCAUCCGCCCAGCAAGCUGCAGUAUCCGGAGGGUUUGGCUGGGCCAGCGGCCAGCAAGGGGGAUGAGGAGCGUGCCGAUUCGCCGGUAUCUUCCUCAUCCAGUCGCUCGGACCUGAGCUCGCCCAGCUUCAAUCGCGACUCGGAGUUUGAUUUUCAACCCAAGUCCGGUCAGCAGCCGGCGCCGGGUGCCUUUGAGCUGGCCACACCGCUGGCCAUGCGUCUCGAGGCGACAAUUAAGAUGGCCAGCCUGGAGGCCGAAUCGGAUACAACCUCCACGGUCACAGGCAAGACCAUACCCAGCAGCAAAUUGCAGCGCAAUACCAGCGAUGUGGAGCGCGCCGAGAAGAAGAUACCGCCACCGCUGACGCCGCCCGUUAAGCAACCGAGUGUCACCAAUAUAUUGGCUCGAACCGGCAGCUCUGGCUCCAGUUCGAGCAGUCCGGGUCGCCAGAGUUCACAGAGUUCCCUAUUCGAAAACUUUGCAUCGCACGCCAAGGAGCUGGUGCGUGAGACGACGCGCCAGAGCAGCCAGGAGGGUCUGUUGGCCCAUGUGGACAAGCAUGCACAGGACGAAGAUCUAGAUGAUAAAAUGCGUCACACCUUCGAAAAGUUUACGCUGCACGCCAAAAAGGCGGCUGGCGAGGCUUCCAAGCAGGCGCUGGAGGUGUCCAAGCAGGCGGCUGGCGUUAGCAAAAACACCUUGGAGGAUCUCACCUAUGUGGGCAAAUCAACGCUGGGUGAUCUGACAAAGACGGCCAAGGAGGCGGCCACCAAGAAGGGCAUCAUCAAGAUCGAAGAGCACGGCACGGCUGCGUCCAGCAAUGCACCCGCAAUGCCCAACUCUCAGCUGGCCACACAGAAACAGGUGCAGCAAAGCGGCUGCGGCGGUCCGGGCAACAAUUUUUUUUCCUCAAUUGGCACCGAUUUCAAUGGCCUGGCCUCCACCACAACGACCAUGUUCUCGGGCAUGUUUGGCAAGAAGAACCAACAGAAACAGGCGGCGGUGCAGCACAAGCCGUCCAAUAUGGGCGGCUCGAAAAACAAGGCGGGCAGCAAUUUUGAUCCAUUUCCCAGUCGUAAGGGUCUGGUGGAGCGUACGCCGCUCAUAAAGCAUUCGGGACCGCGACAAACCCAGGAGGAUCUGACGCGCCAACAGAAUCAGGAGCGUUCGCACAGCAAUGCCGAGAAUCAGGCAUUCCUCAAGGAUGUCACCAAUCAGGUGCUCGCCGGCGAGGGUGUCGGUUGGCUCAAGCUCAAUCGCUUCAAGAAACUGAUGGAGGAUGAAUCCUAUCGCACGCUCGUGCUGAGCAAGCUUAACAAGACGCUAGACAAGAAGAUAGCACCCGAUGAUCAUAUUGACGAUGUGUGUGUGACCAAGCCCGUGUGGAAGGGCAUGUUAAAGUGUGUGCAGGCAAUUGCCGGCGGCCUGGACGCGACCUUUAGCAAUUUUGGUCUCGGCGGCAUGGCCUCUGUGUUCCAGCUAAUGGAGGUGGCGCACACGCACUAUUGGAGCAAGGAGAUCAAUGAGGGCAGCGACAUGUCGUCCAGCUUGUUGUCGAGUCAUGCGGCUAGUCCCAUGGGCAGUCGUGAGAAUCUGCGCUCACCGAGCAGUCCGAAUGGCUCACAUUCGGGUCUGGGCAGUGAGUGGGCCUCGCCGCAGGAGUCGCGCAAGAGCUCAACCCAUACGGCCCUGUCGGCCACAACGGCAGCGGCGGCAACAACAACGGCCGCCGCCCGUCGUCUGUCCUCGGCGGACAGCCAGGAUGGGCAGUCGACCACCGAGAUGUUCAAGGAUAUGUUGUCGCAGAAGAGAAGUGCCUUGAAGAAUAUGCUCACCUCGUUCGAUUCUGAUGCUGCUGGCUCGACGGGCGCGCUAUCCGUGGUCAGUGAUCUGCUGCCAGCUGGCAGUCUGAGCGUCCGCAUGCCAUCCAGCUGCCGUUCCACAGUCUCAGACACCGAAUACGAAAAUACCACCACAUCGAAGGAUUCGAAAAAGAGCACCGGAAAUUUGUGGUCCGGCAAAUCGACGCUCAGCGCCGGUUUUCGCUAUACGGGCGGGCAUUUGAUUAACACCUCAUCCUCACCAUCGCCGGACAGUCCACGGGUAUAUCUAUUUGAGGGCCUUUUGGGCAAGGAUCGCCUUAAUCUGUGGAAUCAAAUGCAAUUCUGGGAGGACGCCUUCUUGGAUGCGGUCAGCCAGGAGCGUGAUAUGAUCGGCAUGGAUCAGGGUCCCAUCGAGAUGAUGGAGCGCUACAAAUCGCUCAGCGAAUCGGAGCGUAAGCGUUUGGAACACGAUGAAGAUCGCCUGCUGAGCACCAUGCUCUACAAUCUGACGGCAAUAUUGGUGAUGCUGAAUGUGAGCAAGGAUGAGAUUCGACGCAAAAUACGUCGCCUGCUGGGCAAAAGUCAUAUUGGGCUUGUCUACUCGCAGGAGGUGCACAAUGUGGUUGAUCAGAUUAACAAUCUGAAUGGCAAUGACAUUGAUCUGAAGCCUCUGGGCUCCCGGCUGUUGCAUCGCCAGAGCUUUACCGUACACCAGGGCGUCGAUGUGAAUGGACCGUUGCGUUUUAUGGAGGUGCGCGACGAUGGCCUUGUGCUGCGCUCCGUGGACGGUACAAUUGUGGAGCGCUGGUGGUACGAGCGUCUGGUCAAUAUGACCUAUUCGCCAAAGACCAAGCUGCUCUGUCUCUGGCGACGCAAUGGCGGCCAAACGCAGCUGCAUAAAUACUACACGCGCAAGUGCAAGGAGCUGUAUAAUUGCAUUAAGGAGGCAAUGGAGCGUGGCGGCACGCCCACAAAUGUACCCGAACUGGGCGGUGAGUUUCCGGUGCAGGACAUGAACACGGGCGAGGGUGGACUGCUGCAGGUCUGUCUCGAGGGUGUCGGUUUGUUGUUCUCCAACAGCAAGGAUUUCGAGUUCUUCGUGCGUUUGGAUCACAUACGCAAAUGCUUUACACAGAAGGGCGGCAUUUUCGUAUUGGAGGAGUACAAUCCGAAGACGCGCAAUCUCAUCCAGCGAAAAUAUCAGUCUAGCAUGUCGGAUCAGAUAUGCUACUCGGUGCUGUGCGUCUUCAGCUAUGUGGCCGCCGGACAGGAUCAGAAAAAGAAUCCGGUGGUGAUAACGCCGCAAAUACAGGAUAUUCAUGCGCAGCAAAAGCAGAAGCAUCAGCAGAAAGCCAGUGUUAACAACGCGCCAACAGCAACAGCUGCACCAACAACAACAACAACAGCCGCAGCAACAGCAACAACAGCUGCGCCUGCAAGGCAAAGCGCCGGCAACAAGCCUGGCAACGUAACCAUAAGGCACACGGUGCCCAUCCAGAAGCCCACCAUAACCAUGUCGACGGUGCAACCGAAUGCGAAGCUCCCUCAGCUACCGCCGCGUGUCCAAACACAGCCAUCGCAGGAGAGCAGCAGCUGCAGCUCAUCGCCAACGGCCAAGCUGCGGCACGGACAGCCGCCCGGACCGCCGCCGGCGAUACCGCCGCGAACCGGCGCCAUUGCGCGCGCCGGUUCAAUGCAGUCGCCGCCGAGCCGGCAUUUUGUGCGUCAGGCAUCGGCGAAUUCAACGCCGCCGCAAUAUACGCCACAGCCGCCGCCCCCAUUUGUCAUACCCAAGCGUUUGGCGCGCGCCUCCACGCUGACAGCAGCCCCACAUCACAUGCAGCACGCGCAGCUGUCCCAAUCCCAAACCCAAUCCCAUUCGCAAUCCCAGCAGCAGCAAUCGCAGUCACAGCAGCGCGCCAGCUACGGCAGCGUCGCCGCUGCGCUGCAGUCAUUGCCUGAGGGCAGCGUCGGGCACGUAGCCAGCGCUGGCUCCAACGCCAAUUCGAAUUCCAACUCUAGCAUCAGCCCCAUUUCCAGCACUGGCCACGUAGCGGGCGCAUCGCCUCAGUCGCAUCGCAAGCACUGACGAAGGAGUUCCUUCUUCAAGUUUAGUUCAGGUGGGGGCGGAGGCGGGGGCGGCCCCAAUGGCGAGGAGCCGCAUCCGCAGCCGCACAGACGCGACGUCUGUCGCACCAUUUGCAUACCCUGGCUAUGAGCGAAGCUCUAAGGAUAUCCUUGCAGCCCGUUAAGUCUAGACUAAUUUCAGGCUAACCAUCGUUAACCCUUCAUCCAUUGGAGUUUAGCUUUAUAAUUUUCUGAAUAUACUAGAUAUUCCAUAUAAUUUACAAUCUAAAGAAGCUUCCCAGUCUCGACCUCAGCUCUAUAAUACUUAUGAUCCGUUCACUUCUUAUAUUGCUUAAAUACUAGAUAUUGCUAUUAAAAUGUUCUUCCAACAUUUCCGUUUUCCUCUUUUGCAUUUUUCCAGAAAUCACAGCUCUAUAAGAUAGUUCACUAUCUAGAAUUCGUUAGUUCUCUAUCUAGAAUUCGAGUUCUUUACGCGUCCAGCUUUAUGGAGUUUUUGAAUAGAGAUUGCUUUAAGCUUUCGUUACAAUCACACACUCGCAAAAAUACCUCUGAAUAUUCCAGAUAUAUUAAUUCGAUAAUUCGUCUACUAACUAACUGUUCCAUGGACUUAUAGAGAGCCACAGAUAACUCUAUCUGAUCUUUUAGUAAUGCUGCCAGGUUUUCAAUCAUUUUUUUAAGCAAGUUUCCCAGCUAUCAAAAAACUCUGCUCUUCCAAACUCAAAACUCUACUGCAUUUCUCUGCGAACCUUCAUUUCGCUCUCUAGCAUAGUUACAAAUACUUAGAUAAUAUAUUUUUGCUUUUAUCUGGUAAAGUUUCUCCAAAGAAAUACAGUUCACUUUGGGUUCUGUUUUUCCCCUAAGCAGAAUAAAUUCCUAAUGCUUUAUACGAGACACGAUCCGAUCCGAUUCGAUUCGAUCGCAACCCUCGCUUGUUCCUAUGACAGCUGUUUAGGAUUAGGUCUGUCGAUUUGCUAGGCACGAGUUAUAUAAUAUACUAUAUAUAUAUAUAUGUGUACGAUUACUCGAGCAUACAAUUGUUAUCUAUAUAUGAAUACUUGUUACUGCAAGGGUAUUUGCUAGUCUAGUCUAAAAAGUAUUGUUCUCUGCAUGGUAAAAAAAAAAAGAAAAUGUUCAUAUAACACAUGCUAUAUAUGAUACGAUAUAUAUACAUACAUAUAUAUAUAUAACUACGAUAUUUUAUGUUACCCAAUGCUAGCCUAGACGCAUCAUAUCAUUAGCUCACACACGCACACACUCACACACACAUACAUACAUAUACCACAUUUAACUAGAGGAUUACGAUAUAUAGGAGAGUAACAGGCGAUGUAUAUAGAUGGAUUAUAUAUCGAAUAUGGGCACAAAAUUAAACAAGAAAAAACAACACAAAAAG